This is a messenger RNA of Salmo salar (Atlantic salmon), 2937 nucleotides long. RefSeq names its product casein kinase II subunit alpha. The record is from RefSeq and is a predicted model, not a curated record. Gene Ontology annotation, biological process: peptidyl-threonine phosphorylation; peptidyl-serine phosphorylation; regulation of cell cycle. Gene Ontology annotation, molecular function: ATP binding; protein serine/threonine kinase activity. Lineage: Eukaryota; Metazoa; Chordata; Actinopteri; Salmoniformes; Salmonidae. Gene Ontology annotation, cellular component: protein kinase CK2 complex; cytosol; nucleus.
UCUGCCAAAAGAAGAAGAACAGCCGUGAGUGGCGGUAGUCGGCCAUAUUGUCCCUGAGACAGCAAAAAUCAUACGCAAGUACACCGGCGAGAGGAAAGGAAGGGACCCUGCCUUCACUCCGCUCCUAAAAGAGGAGUUGGGUCACAGAUUUUAUCAAAGAGCUGUCCUCCCUUGGUGCCCAACAGCCAAAGCCCCCCUUACCCUCUGCCCUGUCAGGAAGAGGCCCCUGACCUGUUCCCCCACCUUCCCUCUUCUCCCGCCUACUCUCUUCCCUCCUCAUCCUUCUCUGCAGUAAGUGCACCCCCUCUCCUCUGCCAAGCUGUCGGACAUGUCAGGACCCGUGCCGAGUCGGGCCCGCGUGUACACCGAUGUCAACACACAACGGCCCAGAGAGUACUGGGACUAUGAGUCCCAUGUGGUGGAAUGGGGAAAUCAAGAUGACUUCCAGUUGGUGCGGAAGCUGGGACGUGGGAAGUACAGUGAAGUGUUUGAAGCAAUCAACAUCACCAACAAUGAGAAGGUUGUGGUGAAAAUACUCAAGCCCGUCAAGAAGAAGAAAAUCAAGCGUGAAAUUAAGAUCCUGGAGAACCUCCGCGGAGGCCCCAACGUCAUCUCCCUUGUAGACAUCGUCAAAGACCCAGUGUCUCGGACACCAGCCUUGGUCUUUGAACAUGUCAACAACACAGACUUCAAGCAAUUGUACCAGACCCUAACGGACUAUGACAUCCGGUUCUACAUGUUCGAGAUCCUCAAGGCCCUGGACUACUCCCACAGCAUGGGAAUCAUGCACAGGGACGUGAAACCCCACAACGUGAUGAUUGAUCACGAACACCGCAAGCUGCGCCUUAUUGACUGGGGUCUGGCUGAGUUCUACCACCCGGGACAGGAGUAUAAUGUCCGAGUGGCUUCUCGCUACUUCAAAGGACCUGAGCUUCUGGUCGAUUAUCAGAUGUAUGACUACAGUCUGGACAUGUGGAGCUUGGGCUGCAUGUUGGCCAGCAUGGUCUUCAGGAAGGAGCCUUUCUUCCACGGCCACGACAACUACGACCAGUUGGUGAGAAUAGCCAAGGUGUUGGGAACGGAAGACCUGUACGACUACAUUGACAAGUACAACAUAGAGUUGGAGCCUCGGUUCAAUGACAUUCUGGGAAGACACUCUCGUAAGCGGUGGGAGCGCUUCGUCCACAGUGAGAACCAGCAACUGAUCAGUCCUGAGGGUCUGGACUUUCUGGAUAAGCUGCUGCGCUAUGACCAUCAGGCCCGGUUGACUGCCCGCGAGGCCAUGGAUCACCCCUACUUCUAUCCCAUUGUGAAAGAGCAGGGUCGCAUGCCAGGGUCGGCUAACCAACCCUGCGGAAAUACAGCCGUGAGCACAGCCAACAUGAUCACAGGCAUCUCUGCCUUGCCAGUUGCUACUGCCCUGGUCACCCUCACCGGCUCGCCCGUUCUCUCUGCUGCCACCAACGCCCUGAGCAUCCCCGUGCCCGCCGCUGCUGGUCCCCCCCAGUGAUUGCAACCAACAGGGGCCACUCACUCUGCCCGCGCCACCACCUCUACUCACUCACACAGUCCAACUGCCCUGAGAUCCAGGAAUGCCAACCUCUGAAGGCAGUCUCAUCUGAGCAAUGUUAGUUUGUAUCUCCUUUAAUGAACUUGAGGUAAACAGACAUAUGAAAUGAAUGUUCUGUGUAAUUGACACGUACAGGUAUUCCUUUCAUCUUGAAGUGACGAUGUGGCUGUGUGUGUGUGGCUGUGUCUUAUGUUCACAAGCCAAGAAUAAGUUACGAAUCCACUGGUGACGGGGAUCCCUCCCCUUGCAACACGUUUUGUUUGUACAUCACUGACAAUGGUCACGCAAAGUAGUUAGCGGAAGGCAACAGGAAAGGACGCUAACAUUCAUACCAAAAGGAGCAGAAUCUGUAGUUUACUAAUGCAAUGUUGUCAAACAAGACCUGGCUAGAACACCUUAAGCAAUCCCCUGUGUUUAGGUCAAUCCAGAACUCCAUACCACCAUUAUAAAGACUUCGCCACGGCAUUUGAAAGUGUUUGGUGCUGUUCUGUGCUCCAGUCGUGUGUUGAAACACUGAAGCCGCCUCACUCCACCUAUACUAAUGACACUUUAGUCUGAAUAGUAUGUCUUGCCUUUCUACCGAACUGGAUACCUAGUCUUUUUGAUGUAAGGGUUCCCUGACAGUUUUCCUUUUUUGUACUGCAAUGCUAUGGUGCUGGAUGGGUUUAAUUUACUGUGGAAACGGUUUGAUGGCAGUAUUGUCAUCCAAACCAUUCGAAAUCCAGACAAAGCCAUCCGUUCGGUUAAUUUGAAACGUUUCUCUCUAACUUGCUGCUUUACAGUUCCUUGAAUUAAUUCAAGUUGUAAAAAACCAAAGUUUACUCAAUCGUUUGGAAAAAGAGACUGACCAAACCUUUGUUUUGUUGGCGAGUUACACUGAGUUAUGUGGAGAUAAUAUGGGGGAGAAAGUAUUUGUUCGAUCACAACAGAAUACGAAAGCACCGGAGUCCUGGUUAAGUUGGCUUGAAAUGGAUUUAUCUCUGCUGUUCCAACCUGAGGAAAGUUUUCUUUUUAUUUAGUUUGUUUCAAGGCUAAGUUUCGUGAUCGAUCAUCUGUUUGGCUAGACACUGAAGGAUGUAUUGAACUUGAACAGUUGAAUUUUUCCUGUGUUUGUGCCAGAAAUGGGAAUCUUGUUUGAGUGUUGCUGUACAUAUGCAUUCUUUUUUCAUUUGAAAUCUCUCAACAUAUGAAAUACAUGCAUACAUCGACAUAAUGAAGUUGUAUGAGUCCUUACAUCACUGUAUAUAUUUUAUACAUACAUCGACAUAAUGAAGUUGUAUGAGUCCUUACAUCACUGUAUAUAUUUUUGUCUGUAUGUAGACUAGUAUUUGAAAAUAUUUGUGUAAAUAAACACAUUUUAUCAAGUA